This is a messenger RNA of Ailuropoda melanoleuca (giant panda), 756 nucleotides long. Its product is annotated as olfactory receptor 1J4. Gene Ontology annotation, molecular function: G protein-coupled receptor activity. The transcript has 2 exons. The record is from RefSeq and is a predicted model, not a curated record. Lineage: Eukaryota; Metazoa; Chordata; Mammalia; Carnivora; Ursidae. Gene Ontology annotation, biological process: G protein-coupled receptor signaling pathway. Gene Ontology annotation, cellular component: membrane.
AUGAAGAGGGAAAAACAGAGCAGCUUGUCCCAGUUCCUCCUCCUGGGGCUCCCCACCUGGCUAGAGCAGCAAGGCGUGUUCUUUGCUCUGUUCCUGGGCAUGUACCUGACCACAGCCCUGGGGAACCUGGUCAUCAUCCUGCUUAUCAGGCUGGACUCUUGCCUCCAUACUCCCAGGUACUUCUUUCUCAACCACUUGGCUUUCUAUGACAAUUCCCUUUCAUCUAUCACAGUUCCAAAGAUGGUCACGAACAUGCAAACUCAGUUACGAUCUACGCCCUAUGCUGGGUGCAUUUCUCAGAUGUUUUUCUUCUUAAUUUUUGGUUGCCUUGACAAUUUUCUUAUCGCAGUGAAGGUAUAUGACAGGUACUUGGCCAACUGUCAGCCACUCAAAUACACCACUGUCAUGAGGCAGGAGCUGUGCAUCUCAUUAGUACCUGGGUCUUGGUUCUUCUGUUGCAUCCAUGCCCUUUAGCACAGCCUCCUCUUGGUCCAACUGUUCCAAGUGGAUAAACUAACUGAAAGGACAAAUGACAAGAGCCCUGAACGAGAAAGGGUUCAUGCUCAAGAAUCAUUUCAAACCAGUCCCCCAGCUCUUCAUUCUCGCCAAAGCAGUCCCGCUUCCCCGGAAAGCGGCGACUACCAGGAAACACAGCAACAACAAACAAGUUACAGGCGCCUACCAAUCAGCAUCAGUGCCCUUAUCCUUCCACAGGAGACCCAAAAGGUCACCAACAGGAGCCUCCCAGGGCCCUAG